CCCUCUCUCUCUCUCUCUCUCUAACAGUGAAAGGGUUUUUCUACAAGGGUUUAACCACCGUCGCAGCGAAACCAAUUCCUCUCUCUCUCUCUCUCUCUCUCUUUCUCCAUCCGCCAUGAGAAGAGCUUCUUCCAGAGUCUUCUGUCAUCUCUCCCCACAUCCCAAACUCUCUUUCUCUCUCCUCUCCAGAGACUUCAUCACCCACCUUUCUUCUCUCCCCACCACCACCACCAAUCAACACCACCACUACCACCACCACCACCUCCCAUCCCAGACCCACCUCGAGUCCUGCACCAAAUCCGAUGCUUUACUCUUCUCUAAGUUCAAAACCCACCAAUUUCAGAUCCACCCAUCUCACAAUCUCAAUACCCUCGUGGACCAACAACCUCCAAUCUCCUCAAGGCAAAGAAAGAUUAAAGAGAGAUCACAGCUAGAUGAGGCUUUUGAGUCUGCCAAGACCACUGAAGAUAUGCUCAAAGCAUUCAAGGACAUGGAAGCAAGUUUUGACGAGAGGGAACUUGGAUUGGCUUGCUUGAAACUCGGCCUCAAACUUGACCAAGAAGGUGAGGACCCUGAAAAGACUCUUUCUUUUGCUAAUAGAGCUUUGAAAGCUUUGGAUAGAGAUGAUAAUAGGGUGUCUUUACCUCUUGCCAUGGCUUUACAAUUGUUGGGUUCUGCUUGUCAUAGCUUGAAAAGGUUUAAUGAUAGUUUAGGAUACCUUAAUAGGGCUAAUAGGGUAUUGGGUAGGUUAGAAGAAGAGGGUUCUUGUAGUCUUGAUGAUAUUAGACCGAUUCUUCAUGCAGUUCAGCUUGAAUUGGCGAAUAGCAAGACUGCAAUGGGAAGGAGAGAGGAGGCUCUUGGUAAUUUAAGGAAUUGUUUGGACAUAAAAAAAAUGACUUUGGAGAAAAACAGUAGGGAAAUUGGUAAUGCUAAUCGGGAUUUGGCAGAGGCUUAUGUUGCUGUUUUGAAUUUUAAAGAGGCGUUGCCAUUUUGUUUAAAAGCAUUGGAGAUACAUAAGGGACAAUUGGGGAAUAAUUCGGUGGAAGUUGCGCAUGAUAGGCGGCUUCUUGGGGUUAUCUAUACUGGGUUGGAGGAGCAUGAGAAGGCACUGGAGCAGAAUCAGUUGUCACAGAAGGUACUGAAGAAUUGGGGUCUUAGUUCUGAUUUGCUUCGGGCAGAGAUUGAUGCCUCCAACAUUCAGAUUGCAUUGGGGAAGUAUGAGGAGGCCAUCAAUACUUUGAAGGACAUUGUUCAGCAGACCAAUAAAGAAAGCGAAGAUCGAGCUAUGGUCUUCAUUUCAAUGGCGAAAGCUUUAUGUAAUCAAGAGAAAUUUGCUGACUCAAAAAGGUGUCUACAGAUUGCUUCUGGGAUUCUUGAUAAGAAAGAAGCAACCUCUCCAGUAGAAGUUUCUGAGGCAUACAUGGAGAUAUCGAUGCAAUAUGAGACUAUGAAUGAGUUUGAAACUGCAAUUGCGCUGCUAAAGAGAACACAAGCUAUACUUGAGAAGCUCCCUCAAGAGCAACACUCAGAAGGAAGUGUUUCUGCACGUAUUGGCUGGUUGCUUCUGUUAACAGGCAAGGUGCAGGAGGCUAUACCCUACUUGGAGAGUGCAGCAGAGAGACUGAAAGAGUGCUUUGGUUCCAAGCAUUAUGGGGUUGGGUAUAUUUAUAACAACUUGGGUGCGGCAUAUUUGGAACUAGAUAGGCCUCAGUCAGCUGCACAGAUGUUUGCAGUAGCCAAGGAGAUUAUGGAUGCGUCCCUUGGUCCUGGUCAUGUGGAUACAAUUGAGUCAUGUCAGAACCUUUCAAAAGCAUAUGGUGCCAUGGGGAGCUACCCUCUUGCAAUUAAAUUCCAGGAGCAGGUAAUUGAUGCUUGGGAAGGCCAUGGUCCGAGUGCACAGGACGAACUCAAAGAAGCUCGCCGACUUCUUGAAAAAUUAAAGAAGGAAGCUCGAGGAGCAUCAUCAAAUGAGCCUCCUGUAAGGGCCUUGCCCUUGCCCCAUAAUAGUCAUGGCUCCACAAGAAGCUGUCAGCCUGGUGUUUCUAUUAGUGAGAGGCAAUCCAGCACAAUUUAGUGUAGUAUGAAAGGAAACUGAUGCUGAAUCAAGAACAAUGCUGUAUACCUCUCCUCUCAUGAGCGUUUCUACUUGAAACAACGAUGGUUAUUGCUUCAUCUUGAUUUCUUGCUGAUAAAUACUAGUAGCAAGUCAUAUAAGUCCAACGAACAGAUUUUUCAUGCCAUGUGCCGCCAUUCUGUAAACCUUUUCUAGUUUUUGUGACUUGAUGUUGGGCCGUGGAUGUUGCUCAUGGCUAAGCCUUCCGGACAAUUAGUGUUACUAGAAAAUGCUAAUACCUUAGCAAAUUAAGUUUUGGAACACAUGUUCCAAAACAUGGCA
This is a messenger RNA of Camellia sinensis, 2395 nucleotides long. Its product is annotated as Tetratricopeptide repeat (TPR)-like superfamily protein. NCBI's taxonomy places the organism in Eukaryota, Viridiplantae, Streptophyta, Magnoliopsida, Ericales, Theaceae. Gene Ontology annotation, molecular function: protein binding. The record is from RefSeq and is a predicted model, not a curated record.